UCAGGGCGGAGGAGGGAGGGCGGGAAACCGAGCAGCUCUCAGCGUCAGCCCGCAGGCUGUGGACCUCUGUUUCUGCUGGUGGAGUUGGCUGGUUUUCCCGUCCCCACGGAAAUGCACAAUUUUGAGGAUGAGUUAACAUGUCCCAUUUGUUACAGUAUUUUUGAAGAUCCUCGUGUACUACCAUGCUCUCAUACAUUUUGUAGAAAUUGCUUGGAAAAUGUUCUACAGGCAUCUGGUAACUUUUAUAUAUGGAGACCUUUACGCAUUCCACUCAAGUGCCCUAACUGCAGAAGUAUUAUUGAAAUUGCUCCAACUGGUAUUGAAUCUUUACCUGUUAAUUUUGCGUUAAGGGCUAUUAUUGAAAAGUACCAGCAAGAAGACCAUCCAGAUAUUGUCACCUGCCCUGAACAUUACAGGCAGCCGUUAAAUGUUUACUGUCUCCUGGAUAAAAAAUUAGUUUGUGGUCAUUGCCUUACCAUAGGUCAACAUCAUGGUCAUCCUAUAGAUGACCUUCAAAGUGCCUAUAUGAAAGAAAAGGACACGCCUGAAAAACUGCUUGAACAGUUAACUGACACACACUGGACAGAUCUUACUCGUCUUAUUGAAAGGCUGGAAGAACAAAAAUCUCAUUCGGAGAAAAUGGUCCAAGGUGAUAAGGAAGUUGUUCUCCAGUAUUUUAAGGAGCUUAGUGAUACAUUAGAACAGAAAAAAAAUUUUUUCCUAACUGCUCUUUGUGAUGUUGGCAAUCUGAUUAAUCUAGAAUAUACUCCACAAAUUGAAAGAAUGAAAGAAAUAAGAGAGCAGCAGCUUGAAUUAGUGACACUGACAACAUCUUUACAAGAAGAGCCUCCACUUAAAUUUCUUGAAAAAGUUGAUGAUGUCCGCCAACGUGUGCAGGUCUUGAAACAAAGACCACUCCCUGAGGUCCAACCUGUUGAAAUUCAUCCUCGAGUAAGCCAAGUACUGAAAGAAGAAUGGAGCAGAACAGAAAUUGGACAAAUAAAGAAACUUCUCAUUCCUGAAAUGAAAAUUUCUUCAGAAAGGAUGCCAUGUUCCUGGCCUGAUAAGGAGGAAAAAGAAGUUGAAUUUUUUAAGAUUCUGAACAUUGUUAUAGUUACACUAAUUUCAGUGAUGUUGACGCUGAUCCUCUUUUUUAACCAACACAUAAUGACCUUUUUAAAUGAAAUCACUUCAAUAUGUUUUUCUGAAGCCUCUCUAUCUGUUUACCAAAGUUUAUAUAAGAAUGUGCAUGAUUUAAAGAAUAUACUAUGUCACACUUUAUAUUUACUGAAGGAAUUCAUGUGGAAAAUAAUUUGUUGAAAAUUCAAAUCUGAAUUGUUUAAGUAGGCUUAUUCUGUACAGCAGACUAAUGACCAUUGCUAAAUGGAGCAAUAGGGGUAGCAUGGGUAAAUAAAAUAGCAAGCUAAAGUUUUAUUAGAGUUGCAACAAAUAUAAAUAAUCCCUUUCAUGCUUCUGUUGAAUAGAAAAUAUGUCAUCAAAAGUUAGAAAUGAGACGGAAUGUCUCUCGUUUUCUGAAAACCAGAACAAAAUCUAAUAAUUACUUGAUUUUGAGUAUUAUCCCAUUUUUAUUGGUUUGAGAGGUUGACUUAAUAUCACUGUGAUAUUUAAAUAUUCUUGUACCAAUAUUAUCUCUUAGCAUUAAUAUACUGCAGUGGUUGGCUCUGCAGUUCUUUGUGUAUACGUAGCUUUUAAUUAAAAGAUGGCAAAAUCCCGAAAGGUAAUAAGCUUGACACUUUUGAAUGGACAAAUAAGGAUGGUGAGAAGAGGUUUUAAAUUCAAGUAGCAAAGUCUCAUAGUGAGAGUGGAUUGCUUACAUUAAAGAUGUGUUUGAUCAAAUGUACCUGAUCCACACACAUUAAUGUGUUUUAGGUAGAUUUAAGAGCUCUAAAAUGUUUAUAUCAGCAUUCAUUCCUAAUAAAACUAUUGCUUUGGGAAAUCUAAAGUGCCAUUAGGGACCAAACAGUAAUAUUCCCUAGUACUUAUUCUAUGGUUUGUGUAAAUUUAUUUUAGGAUUGUAUUUAACUUUUGUGUAGUCUUAGUCAUGUCAGUCAAAUCAGUUCU
Molecule: messenger RNA, 2082 nt
Organism: Eubalaena glacialis (North Atlantic right whale)
Lineage: Eukaryota; Metazoa; Chordata; Mammalia; Artiodactyla; Balaenidae
Gene: TRIM59
Product: tripartite motif containing 59
Exons: 2
Coding region: 112-1320 (402 amino acids)
Biological process (GO): cilium assembly
Cellular component (GO): cilium; intraciliary transport particle B; centrosome
Molecular function (GO): zinc ion binding
Source: RefSeq, a predicted model, not a curated record